AUGUCAAGAAAUGAAAAUGCAAAGGCACAACCGCCGCCGGAGAAGUCCAGUUUUACCCGGAGAUGUAGCUUGCUCAGCCGAUACUUGAAGGAGAAGGGUAGUUUCGGGAAUAUAAAUCUCGACUUGACCCGAAAGCCUAACUCGGAUCUGGGGUUGCCAGGAUACUCCUGUCCACCAGGGAAACAAAAUGCGAUGCAAAGGGCAGAUACGGAGACCAAAACCUUCGAUGUCCUUCAGAGGCUUUCAAAAGCCGAAAUGUCUCCAUCAUCUGGAGGCAAAGCCAAAGAAACCAACCUCAGUAAAUCAUCAUCAGAGUUAGGAAGUUCCCAGUUGACCAUAUUCUUUGGAGAUCAAGUUUUAGUAUACAAUGAGUUCCCUGCAGACAAAGCUAAAGAGAUCAUGGAAGUUGCCAAGCAAGCUAAGCCUGUGACUGAGGUUAACAUUCAGGCACAAAUCAACGUCCAAAAUAACAACAAAAGCAACAUGGUUCUUCCUGAUCUCAACGAGCCCACUGAUUCUGCUGAUACUAAUCCACAGCAGCAACAAGAAAAUCAGGUGGUGGAACGUAUAGCACGUAGAGCUUCUCUUCAUCGAUUCUUUGCUAAACGGAAAGACAGAGCUGUGGCUAGAGCUCCAUAUCAAGUUAACCAAAAUGCGGGUCAUCAUCAUUAUCCUCACAAGCCAGAGACUCCCCACGGUCAGCCGUUUGAAUCGGGACAGUCAUCAAAACAACAAGAGAAUGCUGUUGCUCAAACCUUGUCCCACCCGAAACCAGAACGAGAUACAAACACUCCUAUAAAGAUUGACGAAGAAGGCCAGUGUUCGAAAGAUCUCGAACUUAGGCUAUAG
Molecule: messenger RNA, 849 nt
Organism: Eruca vesicaria subsp. sativa (arugula)
Lineage: Eukaryota; Viridiplantae; Streptophyta; Magnoliopsida; Brassicales; Brassicaceae
Source: the annotation of a GenBank genome assembly